This is a messenger RNA of Archocentrus centrarchus (flier cichlid), 1290 nucleotides long. RefSeq names its product retinol dehydrogenase 14. The record is from RefSeq and is a predicted model, not a curated record. The transcript is spliced from 4 exons. Bases 283 to 1209 code for a protein of 308 amino acids. Lineage: Eukaryota; Metazoa; Chordata; Actinopteri; Cichliformes; Cichlidae.
CGCGAGAUUUCAGGGCGAGCGUUUGGCGCAUAAGCACAGCUCUCAUCUUUCCUGCAAAUAGACUGGAAAUGAGCCGCGGGUGGUGGGGGUUGUUGCAUUAAAUGAAGCUACUGUUGUGUGUUGUGAUUCGUGCCGUUUCGUUUCGAGUCCGCCGCGUUUACCGAACCCGGAAUAAAAGAUGCGACUUUGCUCUCAGUCAGCUAGCCUAGCAAGCUAACGAGCUAGCAGCAGCAUCAGCUGCGGGUUAAAGACGUCAGUGUCGGGGAGGCUGCUCGCUGGGAAAUGUAUGUUCUCUACACGAUUAUCGCAGCUUUGGUUUGUUUCUUCAUUUUGAAAUGGAUGAAGAGGAGGAGAUAUUUCACCGACCUGCAAAGGCUGGAUGGUAAAACAGUUCUUAUAACAGGUGGUAAUUCAGGCGUAGGUAAGGAGACCGCUGCCGCCUUGGCUCUGAGAGGUGCCCGUGUCAUCAUCGCUUGCAGAGACCCGGACAAAGCUGAGAAGGCUGUGAGGGAGAUCAAGGUGAAGAGCCACAGUCUGAACGUCCUUCACAUGGAGCUGGAUCUGGCCAACCUGCGCUCAGUGAGGGAGUUCUGUAAGAGCUUCCUCCAGAAGGAGAAGAGGCUUGACAUCCUGAUCAAUAGUGCAGGCAUGCCCAGCAUCCUCGACUGGACGGACGACGGCUUCAGCAUGUGUUUCGGAGUCAACCAUUUAGGUCACUUCCUUCUAACCAACCUGCUCCUUCCUCGCCUGAAGGAGUGUGCCCCCAGCCGGGUGGUGACCCUCACAUGCUCCACCUACAAGUACCAGAAACUGGAUUUCCAGGACCUCAACUACAACCUGCUUCCGUUCUUCACCUACUGCCGUAGCAAGCUGGCCAACAUCUACUUCAGUCAGGAACUGGCUCGCAUCACUGAAGGGAAGGGAGUGACUUCAUACGCUGUGCACCCUGGUUUUAUCCAAAGCGGCUGGACGUGCCACUACUCCUUCCUGUUCCGUAUGCUGAUGCAGGUGGUGAUGUGGAUGUUUUUUGUGUCGUGUGAGGUCGGGGCUCAGACUGUCAUCUACUGUGCCGUGUCAGACGAAGCUGCCAAACACAGCGGGGGCUACUUCGUCGACUGCCGACCCGCCGCGCUCCGUCCUUUUGCCAAAGACGCUGGUGUGGCCAAAAAACUGUGGGAGGCCAGCGAGAGACUGGUGAAACUGGCUUAAGGAAGACGCUGAGGACACAUUUAAAUGACCCCUCCCCUGCUGGUCUUUGUGUACAAUAUUUAUGCAGAUUUUGUUGUUUUU